CUUGCACACGAACACGCGCGCGGGCGUGUUAGCGUCAAGCUUUGGUGGCUUGGGCAUUGGGCGAUAUAUUUCCGUGCUCGGGAAGUGUGCGGCUGGUUACCGCAUCAGAGAGAAAAUGGGUAAAAAGUGGAGAAACAAAAGGAAGCCUCAAGAUGGAAAGUCAACACUUGAUGAGGGUGGACGUCCAAUCCGUGGGGCUGGCUAUGAAGAUAUAGUGAAGGAAAACAAAAUGUUUGAGGAGUUCUACAAGAAGCAGGCGGUGGUACCGGUCGGGGAGUGGGACCAGUUCAUGGCCACGCUGCGGGACCCGCUGCCGGCCUCUUUCCGCGUCACUGGUACGCGCUCGCAGUCACAGGCGCUGCUCGCCAUCGUGCAGGACGACUUCCUCAAGCUGGUGGAGAAGCAGGAGGGUGCCGGCGACGACCCAGCCGUGAAGCAUGUCUGCCUCCCCUGGUACCCAGACAAGCUGGCCUACCAGCUGAAUCUCACCCGCACUGACAUCAGGAAGUCUGAGGCGUACCACAAGCUGCACAACUUCCUGAUCUCGGAGACGGAGAGCGGCAACAUCAGCCGCCAGGAGACGGUGUCGAUGAUCCCGCCGCUGGUGCUGGACGUCCAGCCGCAUCACAAGGUGCUGGACAUGUGCGCUGCACCCGGCUCCAAAACGGCUCAGCUGAUCGAGGCGCUGCACCGCGAGGAGGGCAGCAUGCCCUCCGGCAUGGUGGUGGCCAACGAUGCCGACAACAAACGCUGCUACAUGCUGGUGCACCAGGCCAAGCGCAUGCAGAGUCCCUGCUUCUGCAUCACCAACCACGACGCGGCCAACAUGCCCAACAUGUAUACGGCGGACGGGCCGGAUGGCGCCGAGCGUCGCCUGCAGUUUGACCGGAUCCUGUGUGACGUGCCAUGCUCUGGGGACGGCACCAUGCGGAAGAACGUCGACGUCUGGCCCAAGUGGAACCCGGCCAACGGCUGCAACCUACACGGGCUGCAGUACAACAUCGCCAUGCGCGGCCUGGAGAUGCUGGCCGAGGGCGGCCGGCUCGUCUACUCCACGUGCUCGCUGAACCCGGUCGAGGACGAGGCAGUGGUCAGCCGGAUACUGCGCGACACGGACGGCGCCGUGCAGCUGGUGGACGUGUCGUCCGACCUCCCUGGCCUGAAGUACAGCCCUGGGCUCACUCACUGGGUGCUCUACUCGAAGGACAUGAAGCUGUAUGAGAGCGGCGACAGCAUUGCGCCCGAGCACCGCACCCUCAUCCGGCCGCACAUGUUCCCACCGGCCGGACCCAACGACGAGCUGAAGAAGUGCAUCCGGAUCCUGCCGCACCAGCAGAACACGGGCGGCUUCUUCCUGGCCGUGCUGCAGAAGGUGGGCAAGACCCCGCGCGAGGCGGCGCCGGCCGCCGCGGACGCCGGCGCCGCCUCCGAGGAGACGCCGCCCGCUCCCGACGGACCGCCGCCCAAGAAGAAGGCGCGGCGCAUCCGCGGCUAUAAGGAGGAUCCGUACUUCUUCGUCAAGAAGGGCGACCCCAUGCUGCAGGAGCUCGAUGACUUCUACGGCCUGAGCGACGCGUUCGAGCCGUCGCUGCUGAUGACGCGCUGCGAGCAGGGCAAGAAGAAGAACAUCUACCUGUGCUCGCCGGCCGUGCGGGACCUGAUCUCGGCCAGCCAGCAGCGCGUCAAGGUCAUCAACUCGGGCGUCAAGGUGUUCGCCCGCUGCGACAACAAGAACACGCCCUGUGGCUUCCGACUCGCGCAGGAGGGCUCGGACGCCAUCCUGCCGUUCCUGACCAAGCGGAAGGUGCAGGUGACGGCCGCCGACCUGGGCAAGAUCUUGCAGUACGACGACAUCGAGCUGCCGGCCGAGUUCACACUGCUCGACCCGGCGACCCAGGAGCAGAUGGCCAAGUCAGGUGCCGGCGCCAUCGCCCUGCUGGUGGACUCGGCCGUGUCGCCGGGCCGCCUGGUGCGCACGCACGUGGUCGGCUGGAAGGGCGCCACCUCGGUGCGCGCCUACGUGCAGCGCAACGAGCGCAUCCACUACCUGCGUCUGCUCGGCGCCGACACAUCCAAAUACGAGAAGAAUAAGUUCGCGGAGGCGCGGGCUCUCGAGGAGAAGGCCGCCGCAGAAGCUCUCCCGGCGGCGGCGACGACGGAGGCCCCGGCCCCUGCGGCGGCGGCGGAGGCCCCGGCCCCUGCGGCGGCGGCGGAGGCCCCGGCCCCCGCGGUGGAGAACGGCAGCGAGGCACCCGCCCAGGAGGCGACAGUUACAUAACGCCGCCAGGUGGCAGGGCAUCCGCGUCUU
Molecule: messenger RNA, 2308 nt
Organism: Pollicipes pollicipes
Lineage: Eukaryota; Metazoa; Arthropoda; Thecostraca; Pollicipedomorpha; Pollicipedidae
Gene: Nsun2
Product: tRNA (cytosine(34)-C(5))-methyltransferase Nsun2
Exons: 16
Coding region: 116-2278 (720 amino acids)
Biological process (GO): tRNA methylation
Cellular component (GO): nucleus; cytoplasm
Molecular function (GO): tRNA binding; tRNA (cytidine-N5)-methyltransferase activity
Source: RefSeq, a predicted model, not a curated record